Pyrgilauda ruficollis (rufous-necked snowfinch) is the source of this 1281-nucleotide messenger RNA. It is a transcript of the gene BDNF, whose product is annotated as brain derived neurotrophic factor. Gene Ontology annotation, biological process: positive regulation of collateral sprouting; neuron projection morphogenesis; regulation of neuron differentiation. Bases 323 to 1087 code for a protein of 254 amino acids. The record is from RefSeq and is a predicted model, not a curated record. The transcript has 2 exons. Lineage: Eukaryota; Metazoa; Chordata; Aves; Passeriformes; Passeridae. Gene Ontology annotation, molecular function: growth factor activity; nerve growth factor receptor binding.
GCGGGGAGGGCCGGGCGCCGUCAGGGAGGGGCGCGAUGCACUUGUUGAAGCUGGACCGUCGCUGGAAUGUGAAGCAUGCCCGGCACCGUCUCCGGGACCCGGUGCCACGGGCGCCUGCUCCUCUGCCGUCCCGUUGCAGCGGGCGCGGGCAGCCCGGCGGUGCCGCCGGCAGGGCAGGGCGGCGCACGGAGCGGCUCCGGCGGCGAGAGCGGCCGGAGGUGUCGGGGCUCGGGAAGGAGCAGCGGCUGGCCUCGACCCACCGGCUGGGGAUUCGUACCGGGGCUCAGACACGCCCGCGCCCAGGAAAAAACCCUGGGGUUAAAUGUUCCACCAAGUGAGAAGAGUGAUGACCAUCCUUUUCUUUACUAUGGUUAUCUCAUACUUCACUUGCAUGAAAGCUGCCCCAAUGAAAGAAGCCAGUCUAAGAGGACAAGGCAGCUUGGCUUACCCAGGGCUCCGGACCCACGGGACUCUGGAGAGCAUCAACGGGCCCAGUGCUGGUUCCAGGGGCCUGACGUCGUUGGCAGACACUUUUGAACACGUCAUAGAGGAGCUUCUAGACGAGGAGCAGGACAUCCAGCCCAGCGAGGGAAACAAGGAUGCAGACUUGUACACAUCCCGAGUCAUGCUGAGCAGUCAAGUGCCUUUGGAACCCCCGCUGCUGUUCCUGCUGGAGGAGUACAAAAACUACCUGGAUGCCGCGAACAUGUCCAUGCGGGUGCGGCGGCACUCGGACCCGGCGCGCCGCGGGGAGCUGAGCGUGUGCGACAGCACCAGCGAGUGGGUGACGGCGGCGGAGAAAAAGACUGCGGUGGACAUGUCCGGGGCCACCGUCACCGUGCUGGAGAAAGUCCCCGUGCCCAAAGGCCAGCUGAAGCAAUACUUCUACGAGACCAAAUGCAACCCCAAGGGGUACACAAAGGAGGGCUGCAGGGGCAUAGACAAGAGGCACUGGAACUCGCAGUGCCGAACUACGCAGUCUUACGUGAGAGCUCUCACCAUGGAUAACAAAAAGAGAGUUGGCUGGCGCUUCAUAAGGAUAGACACUUCCUGUGUAUGUACAUUGACCAUUAAAAGGGGAAGAUAGUGCAUUCGUGUUGUAUAGAUUAUAUUGAGACAAAAUUAUCUAUUUGUAUAUAUACAUAACAGGGUAAAUUAUUCGGUAAAAAAUAAUUUUAUGGACUGCAUGUAUGACUGAAGUUUAUACAGUACAGUGGUUACACAAUCUAUUUAUUGAACAUAUUCAUGACCUGAAGGGGAACAAUAGUCAUUUGCGCACAA